AGGUUCCUUAAAACGACAGCGUUCCGUAGUUCAAUACCAUAAACACACCUUGUGUCAACUUGCACAUGUUAACGCACCCGCAACAAACCGCUAUUCAUCAUUUCCAUCUUCCCAUACACACACGGCCUCACUUCAUCACUCCGGCCACAGGCCAUCCUUUCUCUCCUCGUCGCCGGUUUCACCAUUUCUGUCCAUCUUCAUCACACCUUUCGGAACCCUAGUGACUGUAAAACAGAAGCGAACAAUUAGUUAGAGAAGAAGAAAAUCACAUAAUGCCUCGUGAAAUCAUCAAUCUGCAAGUAGGGCAAUGUGGAAAUCAGAUCGGGAUGGAGUUCUGGAAACAACUAUGUCUUGAACACGGAAUAUCUAAAGACGGCAUUCUCGAAGAAUACGCCACUCAGGGAGGAGCAGGGGACAGGAAAGAUGUAUUUUUCUAUCAAGCUGAUGAUCAACAUUACAUACCACGAGCUUUGCUUGUGGAUCUAGAACCAAGAGUGAUUAAUGGAAUCCAAAGUGGUGAAUAUAGGGAUCUUUAUAAUCAUGAGAACAUAUUUAUUUCACAAGAAGGAGCAGGAGCAGGAAACAAUUGGGCUAGUGGAUAUGAACAGGGUAAGCAUUUUGAGGAGGAUCUGAUGGACAUGAUAGAUAGAGAAGCAGAUGGAAGUGAUAGUCUCGAGGGAUUUGUUUUAUGUCAUUCUAUUGCUGGAGGAACAGGCUCAGGAAUGGGAUCAUAUAUUCUUGAGACAUUGAAUGAUCACUACAGCAAGAAACUUAUUCAGACAUACAGUGUUUUUCCUAACCAGAAUGAGACAAGUGAUGUAGUGGUUCAGCCUUACAAUUCACUCUUGACACUUAAACGUCUCACUCUGAAUGCUGACUGUGUAGUGGUUAUUGACAAUACUGCCCUCAAUAGAAUUGCAGUGGAAAGGCUUCAUAUUCAGAAUCCAACUGUCUCUGAGACUAAUUCUUUAGUUUCUACUGUUAUGGCUGCAAGUACAACCACCCUAAGGUACCCCGGGUAUAUGAACAAUGACUUGGUUGGACUUCUUGCUUCUUUGAUUCCAACGCCUAGGUGUCAUUUUCUUAUGGCGGGGUAUACCCCACUAACUGUCGAACGCCAGGCUAAUACGAUUCGAAAAACCACAGUUCUUGAUGUGAUGAGAAGACUUCUUCAGACUAAAAAUCUAAUGGUAACCUGUAACGCUAGAACGAAGCAAGCCAGUCAAGCAAAAUACAUAUCAAUUUUAAACAUUAUCCAGGGAGAAGUUGAUCCAACUAAGGUUCACGAAAGCUUGCAGAGAAUACGUGAAAGAAAGCUUGUUAACUUCAUAGAAUGGGGUCCUGCUAGCAUUCAAGUUGCUCUCUCAAGGAAGUCUCCCUAUGUUCGAACUGCCCACAGGGUUAGUGGGCUCAUGUUAGCAAGUUACACUGGAAUUCGACAUUUAUUCUCCAAGUGUUUGAGCCAAUAUUCUCUUUUGAGAAAAAGACAAGCCUUUCUCGACAAGUACAAGAGUUUUCCUAUGUUUGCUGAUAAUGAUCUUUCGGAAUUUGAUGAGUCGAAAGACAUACUUGAUAGUUUGGUUGAUGAAUAUAAGGCGUGUGAGUCCCCUGAUUACAUCAAAUGGGGAAUGGAGGACCCACAUAAUCUUCUGACUGAUGAAGGAACUGAUAUUGGAACAAUCGAUCCUACUUACCAAUAUCAAUAAUACAGACUAUCUCAAAGCAUUUGGGGUACAAUGAGAUAACACAAAGGAAGCAACGACAUGUGGGCAUUAUGGAGAGUCUCUCUAAACUAGGACUUGGAUAUUUUUGUUGAAGUUGUUUAAAUAUUUUUGAAGAUAUUUGUUUUUAGUUUUAGUCGCUUUUUUCCGAGUUGAAAUUUCCAAAGAACUAGUGUUGGUUUUAGGGGC
Messenger RNA from Lactuca saligna, 1910 nucleotides. Lineage: Eukaryota; Viridiplantae; Streptophyta; Magnoliopsida; Asterales; Asteraceae. The record is from the annotation of a GenBank genome assembly.